Myotis lucifugus (little brown bat) is the source of this 3664-nucleotide messenger RNA. RefSeq names its product cadherin 5 (gene CDH5). Gene Ontology annotation, molecular function: calcium ion binding; cadherin binding. NCBI's taxonomy places the organism in Eukaryota, Metazoa, Chordata, Mammalia, Chiroptera, Vespertilionidae. Gene Ontology annotation, cellular component: adherens junction; plasma membrane; catenin complex. Gene Ontology annotation, biological process: cell-cell junction assembly; calcium-dependent cell-cell adhesion; adherens junction organization. The record is from RefSeq and is a predicted model, not a curated record. The transcript has 9 exons. Bases 1 to 2001 code for a protein of 666 amino acids.
AUGCAGGCUCCUCGGGAAAUAAAGCAGCCUUUUCGCCCGGGGGCCCUGGGGGAGGUGGGUUCAGGGGACACCCAUCUGGGAACAAGGUGGGGCUGGCAGUCACAAGGGUGCAACCCCCUGGACUCUCUCUCCACAGGGACCUCCGUCUUCCAACUGACAGCAGUGGAUGCAGAUGACCCCACCGUGGCAGAGCACACCACCGUCAUGUACCACAUCCUGAAAGGAGACGAAUACUUUGGCAUUUCUAACUCUGGACUCGUCUUCACCAAAGUCAACAACCUGGACCGAGAAACGCAGGCCAAGUACGAGAUCGUGGUGGAAGCCCAAGAUGCCCAGGGCCUCCGCGGGGACUCCGGCACGACCACCGUGCUGAUCACUCUGGAGGACAUCAACGACAACUUCCCCAUCUUCACCCAGACUAACUACAACUUUACGGUGCCUGAAGACAUCCGUGUGGGCAGCCCCCUGGGCUCUCUGUUUGUUGAGGACCCAGACGAACCCCAGCACCGAAUGACCAAGUACAGCAUCGUGCAGGGAGAGUUCAGGGACACCUUCACCAUCCAGACGGACCCCACCCACAACGAGGGCAUCAUCAAGCCCACAAAGCCCCUGGACUACGAACGCAUCCAGCAAUACAGCUUCACCAUCGAGGCCACGGACCCGACCAUCAACCUCCGCUACUCAAGCAGCAUCUCCGCCAAAAACAAGGCCCGCGUCACGAUCCAUGUCACCGACGUGGACGAGCCCCCCGUCUUCCAGAAGCCCUUCUACCACUUCCAGCUGCAGGAGAACCUGAAGAAACCUCUCAUCGGCUCGGUGCUGGCCGUGGACCCCGACGCCGCGCGGAGGAACAUUGGAUACUUCAUCCGCAGGACCAGCGACAAAGGCCAUUUCUUCCAAAUAAGCAAGCAGGGGAAUAUUUACAACGAGAAAGAAGUAGACAGAGAAGUCACUCCCUGGUAUAACCUGACUGUGGAGGCCAAGGAGCUGGAUUCUAGAGGGAACCCCACGGGCAAAGAAUCCAUCGUCCAGGUCCACAUCGAAGUUCUGGAUGUGAACGACAACCCCCCAAAGUUUGCCAAGCCCUACGAGCCCACAGUGUGCGAGAAUGCUGAGCAGGGCACGCUGGUGGUGCAAAUCUUGGCAACAGACGCGGACAUAACGCCAAAAAAUGUGAAGUUCAAAUUCUCCCUGAACACCCAGGACAGCAACUUCACCCUCACGGAUAAUCACGAUAACACAGCCAACAUCACCGUCAAGUACGGGCAGUUUGACCGGGAGCAUACCAAGGUCCACCACCUGCCUGUGCUCAUCUCGGACAACGGGCGGCCGAGCCUCACAGGCACCAGCACGCUGACCGUGACCGUGUGCAAGUGCAACGAGCAUGGCGAGGCCACCUUCUGCAACGGGAAACUCUACCAGGGGUACAACAUCAUCCCCGUGCUGGUAGCCAUCUUCCUCUGCAUCCUCACCAUCACAGUGAUCAUGGUGCUCCUCUUCCUGCGGCGGCGGCUCCGGAAGCAGGACCGCGCCCACGGCAAGAGCGUCCCCGAGAUCCACGAGCAGCUGGUCUCCUACGACGAGGAGGGCGGCGGCGAGAUGGACACCACCAGCUACGACGUGUCGGUGCUCAACUCGGUGCGCCACGGCGGGACCAAGCCUCCGCGCGCCACGCGGGACGUGCGGCCGUCGGUGUACGCCAAGGUGCAGAAGCCGCCGCGGCACCUGCCGCCCCCCAAGCCCGGGGAGCUCGGGGACAUGGCCGCUGUGAUCGAGGUGAAGAAGGACGAGGCGGACCAGGACAGCAGCGGCCUGCCCUACGACACGCUGCACCUGUUCGACUACGAGGGCUCCGAGUCCAUCGCCGAGUCCCUCAGCUCCCUGGGCACCGGCUCCUCCGACUCCGACAUCGAUUACGACUUCCUCAACGACUGGGGGCCCAGGUUCAAGAUGCUGGCCGAGCUGUACAGCACGGACUCCCCGGAGGAGCUGCUGUAUUAGGGGCGGGUGCCCCGGGCCUGGGGACCCAAACCGUUGCGGCUGCAGCCAGCUGGACACCAGGCCUGACCUGGAAUGACAGCACGGACCCCCCAGGCCCAGCAGCCCUUCCUUGUGGGUCCCAGAGACCUCACCACCCUGGGCAGCAAACUCCAGGUCCCUGAAAUGUCCAGGAACCUGUUUCCGCGGCGGCUACCCCCCGAAAUGCUGGAACAUCCAAGCUAGCGGUGCCUGGGCUGGGACAGCCACAUAACCCUGUCACCAGGACCACACGUCCAAUGCAGAGACGUUUUCUCUAGCUCCUCAAAGAGCUGAUGUCCAACUACCAGAGACAGGUGUUCCCCAAAGGUCCCUAAACGCCCCCAGCGAGGCUGGGGAGGCCCUCGCGCCUGUCUCCCUGGAGGCAAAGGGCAGGACAGAAUGACCUGUGGGUGACCCUGCCCGCAGCCCGGUCCCAAGGAAGCCCAGGGCCAUCCAUGCCGCCUGCCCUGCUUCAACUUCCUCACACCCUCCCCCGCCCCCUCGCACUCGGAGGCCCCUCUCCAGGCCCCUGAAGAGGGAGGAAGGGGUCCCUGGCAGCUAUCCACUGGGGUCUUCAGGGGCCCUCGUCCGCCUGCCACACUAGUUUCUGUCCUGCACUGAGCGCUGAGCCGCAGCCUGCGUCAGGGAAGUGGCUUGCUGAGCUGUGAAGCAACUGUGAAUGCAUCCUGGAGGGACACAGGCGAUCAUGUGUGACAGACCAGGGGGUGAAGGCCACCCUCCAGAGGGGGCCUGGAGGGGCGUGACCCCGAUUGGAGACUCACUGACACGCCUCUAGUUUUGCCUGGGAAAUGGGGACGGAUGUGCCCAGAGCAGAACACGUCUUCCCAUCUCUGCCUCGCCCGGUCCUUCAUUCCUGCUGUCUCUUUUCUUUCUCUCCCCUCCUCCUCCUCCUCCUCCUCCUCCUCCUCCUCCUCCUCCUCCUCCUCCUCCUCGUCUCUGGACUCAGAGGCACUCAAGAUAUGAUCCACAGCAAUUGGCAACUCUGGCCAAUGUCCAAACCCAACUCUGACUGCACAACGGAGCCAAGCCAUUUGCCUUCACACCUCGUUGUUGCCGCAUCUCAGGGAACCCCAGCAGGGCCCUGUCCUUCAGGCACACCCUGCGGAAGACAAGGCCCCCGCCCCAUCCAAGCCCCUUCGUCCUCUGUGCAUCUCCCCCUUUCAGCCACACGUGGAACGUUCCAGCACAAACACACCUGGGAGAAGAGGAAUCACUCAAAGGGAGGGGCAGGGAUGGAGGCAAACUCUCCAACUCACCCUUGGCCAUGACUCAAGUCCCCCCUCUGAGGGCCCCUGACACAUCAGGGGAUCGUAGAUAACACUGACUUUAUUUUUAACCAAUAACUACCUUUUUUUAUAACUACUUAAUUUUUUUUUACUAAUAACACUUAUAUAUGUCUAGGUCUCACAAACAUAUAAGAUUUUUUGCAUAACAAGGUUGCUAUUUAGAUUAACAAUUUUAAUCCAGGUGUUUUAGUUGAAUAAACAAAUUCCUGUAACCUUCUAUUUCCUAUCAUUGUCAUAACUGCUCUAGGGAAAUUGACUAUAUAUUGACCACACUGGUGCAUGAAAUGUACUGUAUUUUUUUUUUAUACCUGAAUAAAGAUCUUGAAAUUCUUCCAUUU